This is a messenger RNA of Mugil cephalus (flathead mullet), 2400 nucleotides long. RefSeq names its product WD repeat domain 41 (gene wdr41). Gene Ontology annotation, biological process: regulation of autophagy. The transcript is spliced from 14 exons. Bases 180 to 1532 code for a protein of 450 amino acids. Gene Ontology annotation, cellular component: lysosomal membrane. NCBI's taxonomy places the organism in Eukaryota, Metazoa, Chordata, Actinopteri, Mugiliformes, Mugilidae. The record is from RefSeq and is a predicted model, not a curated record. Gene Ontology annotation, molecular function: protein binding.
GAGUCACAUGAGUGGUUUGUUUUGGUCGUGACAGAUCAUCUUUCUCAACAUGCAGCUUCACCAUUGCGGAUUAAACAUUAUAAUUUCCAGCUUCGGUGAAGUUAUGUGAACGGUUCCGGGCCGGAAGCAGAAGAAAAACGUGAGGAAUCGUUCUGUCUCGGUUAUUAAAGGACGAAGCCAUGCUGCGGUGGAUUCUUGGUGGUCGGGAAGCUCAGGGCUCAGUGGAGAAAAGCCCUGUGUUGUGCAUCGGAGAGGAACAGCCCAAAAACUGCUUCACUGAGCUGCAGGUGCUGAAAGGACAUUUUGACAUUGUUCGAUUUCUGGUGCAGAUUGAUGACUUCAGAUGUGCCUCCGCCGGGGACGAUGGCCUGGUCCUGGUGUGGAAUGUGGAGACUGGCGAGAAGCUGCAGGACCUGAGGGGCCACUCGCAGCAGAUAACGGCCUUAACCACCUUCACUGAGAACAACGAGCUCACGUCUCACACUUCGCUCAUCACCGCCUCCUCGGACCGAACGCUCAGCCUGUGGGACCCCGACACGGGCAACAGGGUUCAGACCAUCUCUGAUCUCCAGUCUUCUGUGAAGUGUCUGCUGGUGCUGGAGCGUCUGGGUGUGUUCAUCUCCGGAGGUGAAGAACUGUGCGUGUGGAACAAAGACUUCCAGCUCCAGUGUCACAGACAGAACCACAGCGACACAGGAAUAACCGCUUUGAUAGAGCUGCCCAAGAACUGUGUGGCGGCUGCUAUGGAUAAAGAAAUAGUGAUUUACAGACUGACCGUCUCCACCGACUCGUCUGUGUCCAUGGCUGAGAUCCGAUGUCUGUCCGACCACCAGGACCGGAUUCGAGCUCUUAUUAACGUCAACGACGGGCUCUUCGCCAGCGGCUCCCACGCGGGCGAGCUGAUCUUAUGGGACGCCAUCGAGUGGAACAUCUUGGCCUACGAGCACAUCCUGUGGGAGGAGUCGCAGUCCUGCGCCCAGGCUGAGAUACGAAUGGCUGCCCCCAAACCCAGCGAGAUGUCCAUCCAGCACCUGACCACCAACGGGAAGCUCAUCCUUGCAGCCGUGGGCAGUGGCCUCUACGUCUACAGCGUCCUGACUAAAACAGUGGUGGCCUACAAGAAGGUGGCUCAUGACUCUAAUGUGUUACACACCAUGCUGCUGUCUGACAGUGAGCUCAUGUCCUGCUCUGAAGACGGCAGCGUGAGGAUGUGGGAGAUCCAGGACUUACCUUUACCUGCCGAACCGGCGUCUGCAGGGUUCUUCGGGAUGUGGACUUUCGGCCGUUCUAACAAACAGUGCGGUCCUCCGCCUAAGAAGGUCAUCGAUGUUCCAAACAUCCGGAUGCUGGAGCUGACAGGAGAUCUGAUCGGACACUCGGGGGCCGUCCAGAUGUUUGUGAGCUUCAAGGAGAACGGUUUGGUCACAUGCUCCACGGACCACCUCCUGAUUCUGUGGAAGAACGGGGAACGACAGUCACGCCUGCGCAGCCUGGCGCUUUUCCAGAAGCUGGAGGAGAAGGGAGGACUCUGACCUUUGACCCUGAAGUCACCGCCUUUACAGAAGAGGAGGAGGAUGUUUGAUGUUACUCAGAAAUAAUUUAAUUAUUUACAUUUACCACUAAUGACUGAAAACUAGUUUCAACUAGAAAUAUAAAAACUGUGUAAAUACCUGUGAAGUUUGCCAGAAUAUUGUUUUUUUGUUUGUUUUUUAACCAAGCGUUUCCUGUCAUGAGGCCGUGCAGACGUCCAUGUUGGUGCCUCUUUAUGUUUCCGUCUGCUUUAAGAUGUAUUUUUUGUUGUUUGCGAUUCUUUUCCUCCAGUUGUGCUGUGAGGAGAACGUUGCAGCUGCUCUUGCAUGUAUGAAUUUUGCACUAGUGUAUUUUGUUUUUUUGCUUUUUUGCAGAAAGUUUGAUGAGAACAAUGAUCCCACUCUCAGAUCUGUGUGUUAAAUGCAGCUGCUUAGCCUAGCUUAGCUAGCUUAGCCUAGCUUAGCUUAGCUAAACAUUUAACAUUUUCUGAUGCUAACAUUUUUUUUUUUAAACAUAUCUACGAAUCAAGAAACGUAAUCUUUGCUGAUACUAUUCAUCACUAAUAGUAAUUAGGAAAGAACCUGUUUACUAUGUUCUGAUGCUAAUAAUUAGCGAACAUCCUGUUCGGUGUGUGAGCAGAAACAAAUGUGCCACAAAGCCAUUAGCAUCAACAACAAACCAAAAAUCCGAUGCUCAUGCCUUUUCAUUUUUACAUAUCGUCGUAUUUAUCGGGUCUCUUUUAAGCUCAGAUAUUUUUUUGAAGUCGCCAUAAUUGUUAAUGAUUGUUGUUAAUCACUGCAGAACUUUCUUCUACCCGCAGCCUUAGUCCAUUUUUCAUCCAACACAAAUAAAAAGCAAAGUGAACUGUUA